AUGGCGGGCACAUGCUACCUCUGUACACAGACUGGCCACGAGGCAAGGUACUGUCCAACACGCAAGAAUAGCAACCAGGCGUACGCAGGGGCCGAGGGUCAAAGCAGCCAGACCCAGGCAACCCCAAACACGCAUGCAGGAGAGAAAGCACUGUACUCACAGGUCACACAAGGUCAGAGCAAUACGCAAGAACGGCAUGGAAAUACCGUAGCGAACACAAAUGAAAGUGCUGAAGGCGGACAACAGGAAAAAGACGCAUCAACCCCAGGCCGGGGAGAAAUACACCCGACCGAACACGAGGGAAAGCACCCCCUCGACGGGAUCUCAGAAACCUCACAGCAGGAAAACGAUACCUCCAGCACAGAGCAGAAUGAAGAGACAAACCGUACAUGUGCCUCCGCUGUUGAUGAGCGGCAUCACAGGCACCCUGACCCCAACAGCGCGGAACAAGCGACUGGCGAUGAGUCUCUGCCCCAGGAAAGCCGGUCCGUGCAAGAUGAACAACAAUCAUCUGUGGACUCAGCCAAUCCUACCCAAGGGCUGCAGCAGCAACAGCAGCAGGCCUCUACACCUGUUGCUCCAUCGCUGCCACCACCAGCCGCCCACUCAUCUCCAGAUGAAGAAGGUUUUACCCUAGCAUCGGGAAAGCACACCUUCGCACCCCAUGUCCUGACCCCCACCCAGCUGACCCCCGAGCAGCAGCCAGUAUUCAAUGUCGACAUACAACAGCAAUGGGCAAAGCAGGCCAGCGCGAAAGAGAUUGCCGAUGUUGCCAAACGAGUAGCCGCAAGUCAUCGACGGCACUUGAGUAAGUAA
Messenger RNA from Sycon ciliatum, 816 nucleotides. RefSeq lists its product as uncharacterized. NCBI's taxonomy places the organism in Eukaryota, Metazoa, Porifera, Calcarea, Leucosolenida, Sycettidae. The transcript has 2 exons. The record is from RefSeq and is a predicted model, not a curated record. Bases 1 to 816 code for a protein of 271 amino acids. Gene Ontology annotation, molecular function: zinc ion binding; nucleic acid binding.